UUUCAGGGAUAGUUUAAAGCAGGAGAUGAAACUAUUAAAACAUGAAGUAGAACUACUUCCUAAAGAUAGAAGAAAGGACGCCCUUAGGAUUCGAAAAGACCAGCUUGAACGUGAACAAGUAGACAGAGAGCGAGGGUUUGUUCUAAAUGAAAGCCAUGAAAGUGCAAUGAAGAGACUAUCAGAUACACAUAAAGAAAGAAUAGCGCUUCUAGAUCGACAGUUCUUACAACAAAAACAACAGCUUAUGAGAGCAAGAGAGGCUGCUAUCUGGGAGUUAGAAGAGCGUCAGCUUCAUGAGCGUCAUCAGCUUGCAAAGCGUCAACUUAAGGAUUUAUUCUUCCUUCAACGUCAUCAGAUGCUGGUUCAUCAUGAGAAGGAGUUGGAUCAUCUCAAGAGGAUGAUGGAGAGGAGAGAGGAGGAGNAAAUGGAACUUCAGAACCUUGAGAAGAGAGCUUUACCUAAGCGUAUACGUGCAGAGAUGAAAGCAAGGGAGAUGAUGUACAGGGAGUCUCUGCGUAUAUCCGUGACGAACCUGCACGAGGCUAUCACUCCUACGGAGGAGAAGGAUAGGUUCAAGAAGUUUCAGGAGGCGGAGAAGAAGAGAUAUAGGGCAGAGCAACAGAGGUUUGAGAUGAAACAUAUGAAACAGCUUGAGGAAGCUAGAGCCGGCUCCCAGGCUGCUAUCAAGGAGCUUGAGCAGCUCCAGAAUGAGAAGAGGAAGAUGCUGAUGGAGCAUGAGACAACUAAGCUCAAGGAGCUGGAUGAGAGUUAUGCUAGAGAGCUGAAGGAGUGGAAGGCGGAGCUGAAGCCUAGAAAACAGAUUCUCGAGGAUGAAUUUCAAAACCAGCUUGAAGAGCAGGAGAGACAUUACGGACACUAUCUAACCUCGGCUCUACUGGCUGAAAGGAACAGAGUGAGGGAAAACGGAAGUGACAGUGUUCGAUCAAAAUCGCGAAUAUUUUCCGAUUCAUUCGUCUCUACUUCCGGAAGUGUGGAUCGAAGAUCCGGUAAAUCCGUGGACCGAAAAUCCUCUGGCUCAGACUACUCUGGCUCCGGAUCCCGAAAGUCGUCUUCGGACCGGAAAUUGUCCGCUUCCCGCCAUAGUCUGUUGUCACGUGGUUCCGACUUGUAAAAUGGCGGCCAUUCAAGAGUACAUUUUGUGAUCAGUUAAACUUUCCAUCCAUAUAAAGGUUCUAUCUGUAUAAUUUCUGUCGAAAAAUACGACAAUCAACGUUAUAAUUAGCUUUUUGAUAUACUUACAGUCAGAGAUUACUCAGAUAGGACAACAUCGUGAUUGCUUCAGUUCUUCAACUUAAAAUAAUUAUUACCUGUAAGCUUUCUGGUAUACUGCAGAGAUCGGUGUUAGACGACUUUCCUAUUUUGGUUUUGAUUUCCAACAAGCUCUUUUCAAAUUACAAGUGUGGAAGUAAUCAAAGAGAAGCUUUUAAUUGGCAGCUGAUCUUUGUUUCCAUGGUUAUGCUGUUUGAAAGAUUGAUAGAAAUAAAAAAUUGAAAUAUAAAGUCGUCUUCAUUGUAUUGAUGUAUACGACGAAAAGUGUACAACCUUACUAUUGAUGACAAGGUUAUCUAGUACAAAUGUGCAGAACUGACGAUUACCGUAUUUGUUUUUCUAUCAGAGUAAUUUGUGUCAACAAGAAUCGUAUGCAGGCUGUUCUUUGCAUUAGUAAUGACUUAAAAGCGGUGCAGUGCCUAAAAUUUGCAACAUGAGCAGAUUUCCAAUCCAAUGUAAAACGUCCAAUAUAUAUUUAAAAAAUGAUUGUGCAAAAUUUUAGUAAAAACUCAAUUCAAACUGAGGUUGUCUCGACCCAAAACUAUUUGAUUGUGAUUCAUGAUUACAAGAUAAAUUAUGCUAAGAUUAAUACUCGUUUACGCUGUAGACAACUGUUUACUUUUAUAUAAUCAAGUGUACUGUACUGAAGUGUACAUGUACUAUGUACAUAUUUCAUCCUAAGAUUUUGUAAGGGGUGUACAAACAAUAUAAUUUGUUACGUAGGAUAAAUAAAUGUAUUGAAUUUAA
This is a messenger RNA of Eurytemora carolleeae, 2037 nucleotides long. Its product is annotated as STE20-like serine/threonine-protein kinase. The record is from RefSeq and is a predicted model, not a curated record. Lineage: Eukaryota; Metazoa; Arthropoda; Copepoda; Calanoida; Temoridae. Gene Ontology annotation, molecular function: protein serine/threonine kinase activity.